Peronospora matthiolae is the source of this 1317-nucleotide messenger RNA. The record is from the annotation of a GenBank genome assembly. Lineage: Eukaryota; Oomycota; Peronosporomycetes; Peronosporales; Peronosporaceae.
AUGUCCACAGGCAGGAGCUCCACGUCGGCGCGAUGUGCAUUCUGCGGAGCUAACGUCAGCAAUGCGUCUGCACGGAUUCUCGUGGCGUUCGCGGCCCCGAGUGAGAACCAUCAAGAGACUUCUUGUGCUGCAAUCAAGCCGUUGAAAUGGCGGUUCUUGUCGAACAAAGGCCCGUGCACGAAGCUCAUGUGCCUCGCGUGUGCGCAGAAGCGAAAAGUGAAUUUAAAGGCGGAUUACCAGCACCACCAAGUGCCUGUGACUGUGGAGUCGUGGGAUCCUGAGGGCGCAAGGAAUAUUGACCGACUACCAAAGGCUCUUCCGCGUGACGAGGUGAAGACUGCGACCGGGCACAAGGCGAUGAAAGUGGAGAUUCGAGAGCCGUGGCAUCAGCCACAGCAUCGUCAUCACUGCGUGCUGCAGAGUACCCCGGUACAGCUUCACAGGCACGAGAAGCAUGAUCAAGCGCUACGACGGGAGCGGAUUCAUAGCCAGCAAAACAUGUGUGAACAAUCAACAAUCAACGGCAGACGACGAAGAGCGACGCAUGUGUCCGACUUCCAGCUCGAAGGGAGUCGUCAGGGCAGUGCACUGCAAUCGUUUGCAAAUGAUCGUGCAGCCAGAAAGUCGAUGACGCAGACUUGGCCUUCGAGUCCAGUGGAAGUCAGGAGUCACCCUUCUGAUACUCAUCGACGGACUUCAGUCGAGAGCGUGACUUCCCGUCCACGAAAGUCCAUGACGCAGCCUUGGCUUUCAAGUCCGGUUCCAGAGAGGAACUUAGCUUCUGUCACUCAGCGACGAGCCUCGGUCGAGAGUGCAACACCUCGUCUACGGAAGUCAAGCAGUGGUCCGUCUGGGCCUCUUAAGGCGGACAAGAAGGGUCGGAGGCUCAACUCGACAGCCGAUAUCCUCGGUAUGUCCCAGUCGCUUGACUUACCGCCUAAUUAUUUCGAGAUGAGCUCGUCGUCGCCCAAGGUUUACGCAGACAAAUUGACGGACAAAGACCCUCUCGAUUGGGUGCGCGUCGACCUGGACGAUCCCCAAAUGGAGCUUCCGAAGCAACGCGAAGGCGAUGAAGAGCGGCACCGACGACAAAGUGCGUCGUACGCCCAUAUGCUCUUGCGGAUGCGUCUGCACUACAAUACGGUGCAAGCCAAUGGAAGGCACGCUCGUCCUGCUUCAGCUCCACCACGACGGAUUCGAUCGGAGCGAGUGCAAUCGGUUGCUGUCCGCCACGUCCGAAGCGACACUAUAACGCGAGCGUCGGCUAACUUUGCUAUUGAUCUCGGCUACCUGCAUGCAUACAAAGACGCGCGAUAG